This is a messenger RNA of Sparassis crispa, 2364 nucleotides long. RefSeq lists its product as hypothetical. Gene Ontology annotation, biological process: DNA-templated transcription; regulation of DNA-templated transcription. The record is from RefSeq and is a predicted model, not a curated record. NCBI's taxonomy places the organism in Eukaryota, Fungi, Basidiomycota, Agaricomycetes, Polyporales, Sparassidaceae. Bases 1 to 2364 code for a protein of 787 amino acids. Gene Ontology annotation, molecular function: DNA-binding transcription factor activity, RNA polymerase II-specific; zinc ion binding; DNA binding. The transcript is spliced from 8 exons.
AUGUCAUAUAGCAACGAUACCACAACGCCGACUACGGAGGAUCACAGCCUGAGCCGUCUGGCUGGUUCGUCCUCAAACCUAGAUACUCAGCGGAGCGAAUGCCAUAUGUCGCUACUCCAAGAGCCGGAGGCCCGCAAGGGAAGUGCUCAUUCUUCAAAGAUGCGUCUACACAAAGGCAACAUACCUUCGAUGCCCCAGUCAAAACUCUGUCCAAUGUGUCCUGCCAAGUUUACACGCACGACUCAUCUGAACCGUCAUUUGCGGACUCACUCCGAUGAACGGCUAUACCAAUGCGAUACUUGUCAUUCUCAAUUCACUCGGAGUGACCUCCUCACGAGGCAUAAGCGCACCUGCGGCGAUCCAGAGACAACGAUCCGCUCACGACGGAGGUCCUGUCAAGCCUGUGCGGAAUCGAAGGUCAAAUGUGAUCUGCAGCAGCCCUGUUCCAAAUGCAAGUCACGAAGUCGCGAAUGCAUAUAUGUAGCUGGAACGCGGAGAACAGAUUAUCCUCCGCGACAACACGAAGCCGUUCCUGCAAAGGAGGGAUCUCCUGCAACAUCUGCCUCCGAACCUUCGUCGUCGAAUUCUUGUUCGGGCCUACCUACACCGCGCUGUCAGUCAGACCAUGGGAGCCUGCGGACCGAUUUUUCGACACCUUCUCCAAUGGCGCAGGACUGGCCAGAACUCAGAAUACAUACAGCAGAACCACCCUCUAAUAUUGUCAACUUCUCAAUUGAUAAGAGUUCGACGUUUUCUAAGAUCGACGGGAUACCAAGUGGAACCCAGAGCCAUAUGAGCAAUUUGCUCUCUAAUGAAAUUUUCGACGGGUUACUUGGUGGCAUCUUCACUCCUAACCAGCAACAAUCCCCUGCACACGUCGAUUUUGUUGCAGAUGUCGUGGACGCGAAGGAGGCUUGCCGAUGGCCCCACUUUUUUGAUCAUGGAUCUGGUCCCAGCCUGCUUUCUGCUGAGCCGGAGGACUUCGAUUCAUCUUUGAAAUCGCUGUCUAUGCAGGAUCCGCUUUGUCCUCGAGAACCUUCUGGUGUUCCGGUAUCUGACACCACCGUGGGUGCGUGUGAUGGACCUUCAUCCACGGAACUUCAACACUACCUGAGUCUUUUUUUCACAGCCUUUCUCAAAAAAAUGCCUAUUGUACAUGCUGCGACUUUUCACGUCGAGGACAAACCUCCUAUUCUACUGGCUGCUAUGCGCGCGUGUGGUGCACUGUAUGUGCGAACGCGGGUUGCUAUUAAUUUCGUCGAUGCCACUCUUUCUUCCGUUAGAGAUGAGCUUGUGUCUGAGUUUACGAAAGAUCCAACCGAUUCGGAGUAUCAAACGCAUCUGGCUCUGGCCGUAGCUUUCUUGCAGACAAUCGGUCUAUUCCAUCAGCUAUCAGAACAGCGGGUCUAUUCCACUGUCUAUCACGGAAUGCUGAUCAUGCUGAUUCGUAUGAGUGGUUUUGUGCACAGGUGUGCACGGUGGGUACCUCCAGAUAUGGGCCAUCUGACGUCUAUUGACGUCCCUUGGCGGGAGUGGGUGAUGCAUGAAACUGCGAAGCGAGCGCUCCUCCUUUGCUAUGUACACGAUUGCGUCCACUGCCUCUACUACAGCCUGCACCCCACAUUCCCGUCCUUGGAGUUUGACCUAGGGCUGCCAUGCGAAGAUGCAUUGUGGACAGCACGCACGGCAGAUGAGUGGUUGUCGAUUCUCCGGAAGCCGUCUUUGUACGGGUCUACCACGGAUCGGCUCUGCGGUUUCUCCCUCCAAGCUGCUUUCAUGAAGUUAGCCGACAGUAGCCCAACGCUCUCUCCACCCCCAAUGCUGAAUCCGUUCGCCCACUGGAUCCUUAUUCACUCGAUAUUGCGAAAAUUAUUCGAAGAUUUUCUUGAACCGCUGCAAGAGGCUGGCGUAGCCGAUUGUACGUCACAUGGUUCACACGUUCCCCCCACUAGCGACCAGAAGGUCUUCGCCACUCAGUUGAUGUUACACCACUGGCUGCAGAGCUGGCUACACUCGCCCGAUACCCCAAAGAAUAGCGAAGUCGAGGACUCACCAUUCGUCUUCCAAGGCCUCCCAUUCUAUUGGAUGGGCCAGGUAGCGAUCCUAGCAUAUCAGGAGCGGCUGCCGCCGUUCGGACCCGGGACCACGUCUCUCAUCUCGGGGGAUGCGAAGUUCCUCCUGAUGAAGAAGUGGGAGCGUCAUAUCCGGAGGUUCUUGCGGAAGGGCGAGCAGGAGCCCACUCUACUCAUGUACGAGCUCAUGAACAUUCGCAUCAAUAGCUGGCAGGCGGAGACGGUCGGAGGGGACACAGGGCAAGAUGAGGCUGAGACGGUGCAUCUGCUGGGGUUCUUUCCCGAGACGUGA